AGCAGCAGAAGGAGCCGUUCGCGUCUCCGGUGACGCUUUUUAAAGCGACACCAGCGGCUCCAGCGACCACUGCUUCUCUCUCUUCCAUGCUCAGCUCGUCCAACUCUGACUUCCAACGUCUUUUGCAAAGCCAAAGUAGCUCAACUUAAAACUGCCGUUCACUAAAAUGGCGAGUUCUGAGGGAAAUAAGCUUUGGGGAGGUCGAUUCGUGGGAGACACCGAUCCAGUCAUGGAGAAGUUCAAUGCGUCCAUCGGGUAUGACCGGAGGAUGUGGGAUGCUGACAUCCGAGGGAGCAAGGCUUACGUUAAAGCUCUGGAAAAGGCCAAGCUGGUCAGCGCAGAUGAAAUGGAGCAAAUCUUAAGUGGGAUGGAUAAGAUUUCUGAGGAGUGGUCUCAAGGCGUUUUUGUGAUCAAACCUGGAGAUGAAGACAUCCACACAGCCAACGAGCGCCGGCUAAAGGAGCUGAUCGGUGCUCCUGCGGGGAAGCUGCACACUGGCCGCAGCAGAAACGAUCAGGUGGUUACCGACAUGAGGCUGUGGCUGCGAGAUGCCAUCGCCACCCUGACGGACUGCUCCCUGCAGCUCGUUUCUUCCAUGGUGGAGCGGGCGGCUGCAGAGAUCGACGUCCUUUUUCCUGGUUACACCCAUAUGCAGAGGGCUCAGCCAAUCAGAUGGAGCCACUGGAUUCUAAGUCAUGCUGCUGCUCUGAGCAGAGAUGUUGACCGGCUUCUGGAAAUCAAGAAAAGAGUAAACGUCUUACCUCUGGGCAGUGGAGCUAUUGCUGGAACGCCAUUUGACAUUGACAGAGAGCUCCUCCAAAAAGAGUUGGGAUUUGAUGGUAUCAGUCUGAACAGCAUGGAUGCCACAGGCCAAAGAGACUUUGUUGUGGAGUUUUUGUUCUGGGCUUCGUUGUGUUUGACCCACCUCAGCAAGAUGGCCGAGGACCUCUUGCUCUACAGCACAAAAGAGUUCUCCUUCAUCACACUCUCUGAUGCCUACAGCACAGGCAGCAGUCUGAUGCCCCAGAAGAAGAAUGCUGACAGUCUGGAGCUUAUCAGGAGUAAAGCAGGCCGUGUCUUCGGCAGAUGUGCAGGAUUCAUGAUGACUCUGAAAGGUCUUCCCAGCACUUACAACAAAGACUUACAGGAGGAUAAGGAGGCCAUGUUUGAAUGCUAUGAUACGGUCCACGCUGUGCUGCAAGUGACAACUGGAGUCAUCUCAACUCUUAAGAUUAAUCAGAGUAAGAUGGAAGAUGCCCUCAGUCCUGACAUGUUGGCUACUGACCUGGCCUAUUACCUUGUGAGGAAGGGGGUGAGUGAUGUCAGUGCAAUGCCAUUUAGAGAAGCCCACGGUGUCUCUGGUAAAGCUGUGUUUACUGCUGAAUCCAAAAACAUUGCCUUGAAUCAACUCACUGUUGAAGAUCUGGCCUCUGUUAGUCCACUGUUUGGAAGCGACGUAUCGUCAGUGUGGGACUACAGAAGCAGCGUGGAGCAGUACGGUGCGGCCGGAGGCACAGCCAAGAGCAGCGUCACCGCACAGCUGGAACACCUGAGGACCUGGCACAAGAAACUGGCACAGUGACUGUUGCCCAAAGUCCCGUUAACGUGUGAAUGCUGUAUAAGUAUAAACUGCCAGACAAAAGGUCAAAGGAAAUUAUUUGUUUCAAACCUGAAAAACCAUAUUGCCUUUUAAACAGACAAGUGUCUCCUCUCUAAGAGCACAGCGGUUAGAUGGUGUAGGAUCUCACAAUGAUUAGUUUAUCAUGCUCAGAUUUUACCUGCCGAUCUUUUACCAUUUACCUAAAUAAAUAAGUGUUGUUACUGAACUGCUUUAAGACUUAAUGAUUUGAAUUAAAGGGCUUAUAUUCCUCUUAGUUAAUGGAGGUAAAUUAAUGUAGGCUUAAUUGAUUAAUCUAGUUAAAGUGAGACUAUACAACCCAUAGAACCAAAGAUUGGGACACCCUGAAGUUAAAAGAAUCCUACAAAGACACAAAUGAAUUCACUGGUUUGUACUGCUCAUUUAUUUUUCAUUAUUAGUAGUCAGUUAUAAUUCUCCCCAAAGGCAUUCAUGCAUGUUGAUUCCAUAUGAAACAUUGCAAUAAGUACUCAAACACUGUCAUGUGACUAGCAGAUCCACAGCAGAUGGAAAUACAACUACAACUCAAUAAACAUUCUUAGAUAAAAAGUACAUUUAUUCAGUGCCUCAAUAAACAUGAUUGAGGUGGAAGAAAAUGUGAAGAUUAUCUAGUGACAUUUAAGGAAAAGUAAUUUACCCUAUUUCAAAGAAUAAAGUAUGGUAUACAUGACUAAAUGUAGACUUUAUCACACGCUGGAAAAAAGAGCACAUCUAAGGAAAUUAGGAUUAAAGUACUAUAAAGCCUCAAUGUAUGGAUAUCAAAUAUAUUUUAAAGAAAAUAAUCAAACAUUAAGAAUGUUGGCAUGAAAAUCUUCUGGAAAAAAACAAUUCCUUCACGUAAGGGUAAGAUAGUAAAACUACCACAGGGAUUGUGCUCUAUAUAUUUACCCAUUGAAAAAACAGUGAUCAUUGAAUCAUUCCCAUUUAAAGCAACAAGAGUCUAUAGUCAUGCAAGCGGAUGGGAGAAACCAUACUAAAGCACCUAACAAGAUAUUUACCAAGAAUAAUGUUAGCAUCAAAACCAUCAAAUAUUAACAUUAGCUCAUCAGCACUGAAAAAAGAUUCAGCUGAAAUUCAUUUAUAGUUUGACCUGAUUUCAGUGAUUUAUGAAGUAAAGGCUGUUCUGUCUUCAGGGGAAGAUUCUUCAUGCAUUCUUUAAACCGGCCAAUAAUCAUACAGCAGUGUCUGAGGUAUCGUCGCUAAACUACAAAUGGGAAUUUUGUUGCAGUGCAAAAGGAAAAACACCGAAAAUGUUGGGAUUAAUGAGCACAAUAAAAGGUUAGGACUUUUCCUUCACUUGCUGUUCAUUAUUUUUAAGGCACAUGGAGAUGUAUUUUUUUCAGAAA
Menidia menidia (Atlantic silverside) is the source of this 2982-nucleotide messenger RNA. The record is from the annotation of a GenBank genome assembly. NCBI's taxonomy places the organism in Eukaryota, Metazoa, Chordata, Actinopteri, Atheriniformes, Atherinopsidae.